GCGGCCUGGCGCGAGCCGGUCGCCUGUCCGGGAGCCACCGCCUCCCGCCUGCGCGCUGCCUCUCGGACCCCUCAGGCCCGCCCGUGGCCGGCCGCGUCAUGCCAGGCGCUGCUCAGCGGUAGGGAGUGCCUGGGGCUGCAGCCGCCGCCCUCCCGCCCGAAGCCGCGCCCACUGCCCAGAGCCACAGGGAUGGUGGUAGUCACGGGGCGGGAGCCAGACAGCCGUCGUCAGGACGGUGCCAUGUCCAGCUCCGACGCCGAAGACGACUUUCUGGAGCCGGCCACGCCGACGGCCACGCAGGCGGGGCACGCGCUGCCCCUGCUGCCCCAGGAGUUUCCUGAGGUUGUCCCCCUUAACAUCGGAGGGGCUCACUUCACUACCCGCCUGUCCACACUGCGGCGCUACGAAGACACCAUGUUGGCAGCCAUGUUCAGUGGACGGCACUACAUCCCCACGGACUCCGAGGGCCGGUAUUUCAUCGACCGAGAUGGCACACACUUUGGAGAUGUGCUGAAUUUCCUGCGCUCAGGGGACCUGCCACCCAGGGAGCGUGUUCGGGCUGUGUACAAAGAGGCCCAGUACUAUGCCAUCGGGCCCCUCCUGGAGCAGCUGGAGAACAUGCAGCCUCUGAAGGGCGAGAAGGUGCGCCAGGCAUUUCUGGGACUCAUGCCCUAUUACAAAGACCACUUGGAGCGGAUUGUGGAGAUUGCCCGGCUGCGUGCGGUCCAGCGGAAGGCCCGCUUUGCCAAGCUCAAGGUCUGUGUCUUCAAGGAGGAGAUGCCCAUCACCCCCUAUGAGUGUCCGCUCCUCAACUCCCUGCGCUUUGAGCGGAGUGAGAGUGACGGGCAGCUCUUCGAGCACCACUGUGAAGUGGAUGUGUCUUUUGGGCCCUGGGAGGCUGUGGCUGAUGUUUAUGACCUGCUGCACUGCCUGGUCACGGACCUCUCGGCCCAGGGCCUCACCGUAGACCACCAGUGCAUCGGGGUGUGUGACAAGCACCUCGUGAACCACUACUACUGCAAGCGCCCCAUCUAUGAGUUCAAGAUCACAUGGUGGUGAGUAGCCCUAGUAGGCAAGAGUCUCAUCAGGGAGGAUGUCCACCCUGCUUGGCGGCUCUGGGAGUAAGAUCCCUGAAGGGGCUGCUGACUGCCCCAAAAUCUGCCAAUGCGAGGACCAAGUCCUGAGGCAUAGCUCCCAGGGGACAGAGGUGUAGCUCCACUCUCCCUGGCUGCAUCUCAGGGUCGGGCUCAGGGCUUGCAGCUGCAGGGACUUGGGCCUGCACUCACCUGGCCUUUCCUCAAGGCCUGGUAGUCUUUCCUUGAGGCUGACAGCUAUGGCUUGACCAGGAAGUCCCGAGAGGUUUUGUCAACUUCGUGACCUUGCAAGAGAGUUUCUACCCAUUUUAGAGCCACGUUACCAAAUCGAUGUAGGCCUAUUUGCUUUCUCAACUGUUGAAGUGUAUUGGUAUGAACAUGGAACAUGAUGGGGGAUUUACCUGACUAGCCACCUCAUAGCCCCUGGCUGGAGGAGAGCGUCUUCUUUCUCAGUGCACCCCUUCUCCUCCAGCAGUAGUCCCCCACAUUCUUAAAAUGUGGAAAGACUUUUUUUUCUGGAACAUGUUCUUCACCACCUUUUGGAGAUUUAAUCAUAGCUGCCAAAGCUAUGUACCCAGUUGGCCUUAGAAAACCACAGUGUUUACAGCCCCGUCUUAGGGCCACGGCUUCUCCUAGCUUCCACCACCUUCCUUGCUUGCAGGGUCAUCUUCUCACAGGGCUGGAAUACAAAUUUCAAAGGCUUCUAUUGAAGAUUCCCUAAGUGAAGCAGGCAAGAUGCCUAGAUCUUCUGUUACCUUUGACAUGUAACAUUCUUUUUAGAGGCCCAGAACACCUCCUUGGCUGCUGUCUCAUGUGUUAGAAUCCAAUUUGUGGUGAACCUCUUUGGAAGGGGACUCCCUCUUUAAAUGUUGUUGCUUUCCUGCUAACAUUCUCCUAGGAGAGCGUCUAUUCUGAGAAGGUAAAGGAAGGGCUGGAUGAGAGGCACAGCUAUCCUAGGAGCUGUAGGAAGACGGAGAAAGCUUCCUUUUGUUUUACUCCUCACAUUUCAGAAAUAGAAAAAGAUUCCCAAGGAUCUGUUACUACUGCAUUUCCUUCUUGCUCUGUCUACAUCCUGGGCCAACAAGUCAGGGUCUGGACAUGCAUCUCCAAAAGGAAGAGCUAUGUAGCACCACUGAUCACAACGUAACAUUUCCGUGCUGUGUGAAGGGUGUCGCUCUGUAAUGUCUCUUCUUCCUGGGUAUUACUGAAGGGAGACUUUUU
Sapajus apella (tufted capuchin) is the source of this 2315-nucleotide messenger RNA. RefSeq names its product potassium channel tetramerization domain containing 7 (gene KCTD7). The transcript is spliced from 4 exons. Bases 190 to 1059 code for a protein of 289 amino acids. Gene Ontology annotation, biological process: protein homooligomerization. NCBI's taxonomy places the organism in Eukaryota, Metazoa, Chordata, Mammalia, Primates, Cebidae. The record is from RefSeq and is a predicted model, not a curated record. Gene Ontology annotation, molecular function: protein binding.